This is a messenger RNA of Arvicola amphibius (Eurasian water vole), 705 nucleotides long. RefSeq names its product odorant-binding protein-like. Gene Ontology annotation, molecular function: odorant binding; small molecule binding. The record is from RefSeq and is a predicted model, not a curated record. The coding region runs from base 1 to 705 and encodes 234 amino acids. NCBI's taxonomy places the organism in Eukaryota, Metazoa, Chordata, Mammalia, Rodentia, Cricetidae. The transcript has 8 exons.
AUGGUAAAGUUUCUACUGCUGGCUUUGGCAUUUGGUCUGACUCAUGCUCAUACUGAGCCUGAAGGAAAGUGGCUUACCAUUGCCAUCGCUUCUGACAAUGUGGACAGGAUAGCGGAAGGAGGACCUAUGAGAGUCUACUUUCGAGAAAUUACUUGUAAUGAGGAAUGUAAUCAAAUGGAAAUGACGUUUUAUGUCAAUGCUAAUAACCAAUGUUCACUGACCAAAGUCACUGCGUAUAAGCAGGAAGAUGGCAACUAUAGAACCCAGUUUGAAGGUGAUCAUGUAUUUAAAGCUGUGUUUGCAACAGAAGACAACAUAGUCCUUGCUGGUGAUAAUGUUGAUAGAGCCAGCCGGAAAACAAAAUUGGUUUUUGUUCUUGGAAAAGGUCAACCCUUGACUCCUGAGCAACGUGAGAAACUUGAGGCGUAUGUUGAGGAACAUGGCAUUCCACCAGAAAACAUUCGAGAAGUUGUGGCUACAGCAACAAUACUUGGGGAGUUGUUCUCAUAUUCGUAUGAGAAUAUUUCUGUCAAUCCUUACCCCAUUUAUGAUCUCUUACAGAUACUUGUCCUAAAUAACAACCUUCUGGAGUUCCUGAGUGCUGCUGGCAGGACAGACAUGGGCUCACCAUACACUCAAGUUUUUGAUGCAGUGCAAUCUGCUCAGGACCCGCAGCAAAUUCAUAACAGCUGUGAUCAGGUGUGA